This is a messenger RNA of Amphiprion ocellaris (clown anemonefish), 2337 nucleotides long. It is a transcript of the gene nubp2, whose product is annotated as nucleotide binding protein 2 (MinD homolog, E. coli). Gene Ontology annotation, biological process: iron-sulfur cluster assembly. The record is from RefSeq and is a predicted model, not a curated record. NCBI's taxonomy places the organism in Eukaryota, Metazoa, Chordata, Actinopteri, Pomacentridae. Gene Ontology annotation, molecular function: ATP binding; ATP-dependent FeS chaperone activity; 4 iron, 4 sulfur cluster binding. The transcript has 7 exons. Bases 84 to 893 code for a protein of 269 amino acids. Gene Ontology annotation, cellular component: cytosol.
GUUGUGUGAUUGGUAGGUGAUGUGUGACGAUAGCGGCAGUUCAUCUCUGUGCCGAGUGCAUGCUGUAUCCCUGAAUCCAAAAUAUGGACCAAAGCAACGAAGAUGGAAACUUGUCCCAGGUCCAGCAUGUUGUGCUGGUGCUGUCAGGGAAGGGAGGUGUUGGAAAGAGCACCAUCACCACAGAGUUAGCUCUGGCUCUCCGGCAUGCUGGAAAGAAGGUUGGUAUCCUGGAUGUUGAUCUAUGUGGACCCAGUAUUCCUCGCAUGCUGAAUGUGGGUCAGACCGACGUGCACCAGUGUGACUCGGGUUGGGUGCCGGUUUACACUGACGCCCAGAAGAGUCUGGCCCUCAUGUCCAUUGGCUUCCUACUGGAGGACCCAGAUGAAGCAGUGGUGUGGAGGGGGCCCAAGAAAACAGCUAUGAUCGGCCAGUUUGUGUCAGAUGUAGCGUGGGGAGAGCUGGAUGUGCUGCUGGUGGACACACCACCUGGGACGUCUGACGAGCAUUUGGCUGUACUGGAAAACCUUAAAAAACACAGAGUGGAUGGAGCCAUUUUGGUCACCACACCUCAGGCUGUAUCAACUGGCGAUGUGAGAAGAGAGAUCACUUUCUGUAAGAAGACAGGAGUGCGGAUCCUUGGCAUUAUAGAGAACAUGAGUGGAUUUGUUUGUCCACACUGCUCUGAAUGCAGCAACGUGUUCUCCAAAGGUGGUGGUGAGGAGCUGGCUAAACUGACCGGAUCAGUAUUCCUAGGUUCUGUACCCUUGGACCCUCUUCUCAGCACCAGCAUAGAAGAAGGCCAAGACUUUAUACAGUCAUUUCCUGACAGUGCCACCUUCAGCGCCAUUAGCAGCAUUUCUGAGACUCUGCUCAGCAGCCUCCAAACAGCUUGAGUCAGGAUUUUUUUUGUGUACUUGUAUCAUAAUGCAGAAGGAUGUCAUAUUAUAGAUGUGUCGCAUUUUUACCGGUAUAUAUAAACAUCAUAUACAAUUAUUUACCAACUAUGUUGUAAGUAGUCUCUCCCCAUACCACAACAGACUGUGUGUGGUUGUCUUUUAGUGCUGCAGUUGCAGUUCUUGUGGUGUGAAGAUUGUCAGCUCACCACAGAAUGGAACAGAGAGAGAGGACUACAGUAAAACAGAAACUCGGCUAAUCUUGUUUUGUAUGUAAUUUUGUAAUAAAAUGGUAAGUCAUGCUCUCUGCAUGACAUUUAAAAUGUCACAGUAAAAUAUGCAGCACUGAAAACACUACAUUUUCCUGUGUUUAGAAGCCAGUCAAAUCUAAGUUGGAAUCUUCUUUAAUUCAGUUGUGAAAACAUUCACGUCGACACAUCAGGAUAAUUUCAAUACCAGUGGUAAUACAGGAUUGUAAGAUUGGCGCUUCAGUAAAAUGCGUCAGCAGCAGUUCCAUUUUCAGAAAAUAAACUCCAGAUCAAAUUGGACCAGUCCUUGCAUGAAACUAGGCCAAACUUGCAUACUAAUCUCCCUGGAUUCCUACUGCAUGCUACAAACGAUAUGUUCCAUAGUGUCAAUUUUUUGGCGGGCAUAUGUGACAAAUCUUUUUGGAUCUGGAUUAAAUCUUCUGAAACUAGCCUGCUCUUCAGGUUCAUAUUCCAACAGCAACAAAACACUGAAACCCAUGCAGGAUUUUAAUGGCUGGAAUGCGGAAGAGAUGAAGUACAGCCACAGAUGAAAAGGGACGGGGUGGAAUAAGAUGGAGAGGAGAUGAAAUGUGGAAAAUUACACUUGUGAGACCCAACACGGGGCGCACACACCUUUAAUGCAAACAGCAGUACUACAGGAAAAACACUGAAGUUUGAGAAUGUUUGCGUAAUGAUUAGAAUACAGCUACACACAAAACUCCCACUCCACCAGCAACAUACUAAAGGCAGUCUUAAUUAUUAAACCAAGAAUUACAUCCAGAGGAAAUCCAACCACUUAUCACAAUUAACCCACAGUGCAUUAAAUCUAUCUAUAUAGAUAUUUAUAUGUCUGUAUAUAUAUAUAUAUUUAUAUAUAUGUAUAUAACCUGGGGAAUUAGAGACUUUUGCUGCAUUAAACAAUUCAAUGAACAAUUUCCUAUAAACAAAAUCAGUGGAAAAAAAGCUUUAGUCCAUACACAUUUCUCUUUACAAAUAGAUCCUCAAGAUUAAUGCAGAAAUUGUGUCAACUCCCGAGUUGAUAUGGGAGGAGAAAAAGCUGUGCGGCCCUUUGGUCAGCUCUCUAAGACCAGAGGCCAAGCUGCCUCAGCUGGCCUCAAAGCCUGAAAUAAGUGGAGGGAAAAAAGGAACCUUCAUCAUACAAUUGUUUUUUAACACACGCACGCACACACACACAC